This is a messenger RNA of Paramuricea clavata, 4463 nucleotides long. NCBI's taxonomy places the organism in Eukaryota, Metazoa, Cnidaria, Anthozoa, Malacalcyonacea, Plexauridae. The record is from the annotation of a GenBank genome assembly.
AUGCAAGAGACAGACUUGCAAACAAUACAAGAAAUUUUACCUAGUGCCUCUGCCAGUGACAUCGAAUCUGCACUGUCGUAUGUAAAUGGGGAUGUUGCAGAAGCAGUGCAACAUCUUUUACCAGGUAAGGGUUUUGCUAUGGAAAUUUGUGAGUGGAAUACGAGUAAAUUGAUUUAACAUUACUGCAUGUGCAGUUAAUAGUUAUUGCGUACCAUACUGUGUGCCGGGAUCACGGGAGUGGUGCGACUAUCACGUUCGUAAAAUGCUGUAUCAAGCAAUAUCUCUAGGGAUACAGUAAGAGCUUUACGGUUUAGUAUUAUACGCGGGGUCGGGGGGCUACGGGGUAUUGGGUGCGGUAUAGAUCGAAAAUUUGGGGUGCGGUAGAAAUCGAAAUAAUCUGAAUAGAACUUGGCUCGCCAACAAGCUUUAUGCAAUAGAAGAAAAAAGCAAGGAGGUACAUGUAGCCAACGUGUACCGUCACGGACCUUGUCUUUGUUUGCUGUACAACGCCGUUGUCAAUGGUGCAAACUCGUGUUCAGUGCAACGAUAACUCUACCAGAUCUUACGAGAACAAUCUGUAGUAAUCUGUACACAGAACUGUAUCAAAGCUUGUCAAAACUGCUUUAAAUUAAACACUAAACAAAGCCUCUGGCUCUGAUUGGCAGUUAAAUCAAACCAGCCAAUCAAAUGCCCAGUUUACAAACCUGGUUGUGAAUUUCAUUAUGAACUUUUGAACUUGGCAACGAAUUUGCGAAGUUGGGAACGAAGUUCGGACUCUUAUGAUGAAAAGUCAGCUGAAAUUGACUGUAAUGAUGUAACGACGUAGUGCUUAUUAUUCAUAACAUAUCUAUACAGCUAUUUCAAUUAUAGUUUUAGAUAAAUUUAGCAUAGCAGUAGCCUCGUGGGGAUGCUUUUAGCGACAGCUGCAAAUGCAAAUGAAAAUUUAGAAUAUGCAAAAUUUGGUUGUUGGUGAAACAAUUUAAAUUUCGAAUUGUCGCGUGUAGCAUCACAAUAAAUAGAUAAAUUGCAUUAGUUUCACAAGGCACGUUUCGGGUGUGUUAGGCUUGUUUCAAACGUCGUGCUACUUGUGUACCGAGCGUAUUAAAAGCAAUAAAUAAUGAGAUGAAAUGCCUUUGGUAACUGUUUAUUUCGUAGUGUAAGCCAUCAGCUUUUCUAGGUUGUCGGUGACCCUAUAUAGUUCUUGCAGUGUCUUUUUCAAUUUCAAACUUCACACUAUCCUUGGAUCCCUGGUUUUUCUGAUUGUAUCUCAUUUUGUUUAUUUUUAUAUAAACAUAUAUUUCAAUCAUCGCAUGUGUUUACCACAUGAGCUAUGGUUAAACUCGCCGCGAGGACGUACGUAUUUAUUUACAAUGUACACUGGAGGUUUAAGAAAAUAAAAAAACACACAACAAUUAAAAAACGGGGGAGACACGUUGACAAUUCGUGUUACUUAUCUAGCUGUUCCUAUCGGUCAUAUGGUUUUAAUAAUUGUGUGACUUAAGUGCAGUAUACACUUUUUAUCAUAUUAUUAUCAGUAAAUGUUAUGUGAAUAAAUUUAAUACAUGUACUGUACUUCAUGAAGUAGAGUAUUGCCGGUCAGUUUCAUUGCGUGCGUAUAAUGCAAGACAGCAUGUCGCAUGGUUUUUGGAUUUUCAAAAAUAAUAUGUAUUUGGCUAGUUUCCCUUAGAAAAUGUUAUUAAAGUGAGUUAAACCAUCAUUUGUUUUAUUUUACCUGCUAAGAUAUGUCGAAGAAGAAUCCAUGUAACAUACUGUAAACAUAGCAUAAUUUAUUUAAAUGCGAAACUAUUUAUAAUAAACAAAGAAUUUUCAAUUAAGAGACAGCGUAUCUACUGUGCUUGUUUAUUUUACUAUGACUGUCUUUUGUAUCUUUUAUAUUUUUUGAUCAGAUAUAGUUAAUGUUGACGAAUGGCAAGACAAUGAUGAUGAUAAUCAGUUAUUGAUUCCUGCAUUUGGAGAUGUCGAGGAGAUAACUUCGCCCAAGGCCACUAUGAAACUGUUUAGAAAAGAAAACAUUGAUGAGGACAAACCUCAGCAAAGGUUAUCUGUAAGCAGAAUGGAUGGGCUUGACCAGCUCAAGAAGGAUGUCAUCGGAGUAUACAAGAACCCAAGCACCAAACUUAAAGUGGGGCUUAGAGUUUGCUUUGAAGAAGAAGAUGCGGUUGGCAAUGGUCCCGUUAGAGAAUUUCUAACAAUCGCAGUUAACAUUAUAGACGAAGGCUUAAGUUCGUCAGGUUCAAAAAAACUAUUAUUCUUUGAAGGUCAAGUGGACCAUCGCCUUCCUGUCCAUAACCAGUCAUUGCGGGUAACUGGUACAUUUAAAACCCUUGGAAAAAUACUGGGUCACUCUGUACUUCAUGGUGGUCCAGGUUUGCACGGUGUGUCGCCAGCAGUGAAAUGUUACAUGGAAUCUGAUAGGAGUACGGCUUGCUCGCAAUCAUUGCCUGUCACUCUCGAAGACGUGCCUGACCUGGACUUGAGGCAGAUGAUAGCAGAGGUACAAAGAUGCAGGGCUGCUUAUCCACAAUGUACUGUAGCUUGAAUAUAACUAUGCAAACCAAAUUAUUUUGUCUUGCCCAUAUAACCUUUUUUCAAUGUUAUUAGCCUGCGAACAGGCUCACUGGGAGAAAGGUGAGCCUGCACGGAACCAUGCGUUUUAUUCAAUCAUCCCCUUUUCGCAUCUGCUUAACGUUAACCAAUCAGCGUCGACUGCGAUAAAUAAACUGUCAACUGUCAAAUUGACGCAAGGCUUGUACAUUGUGCAACAUGAACAAUAAUACAAAGCAUUAGCGGGCCGCACAAUAUAUUACUCGGAAAAAUAUAGAAUUCUUCAAGUAUUAAAUAGAUAUCAAUACACAUACAAAUAUAAAGCCGAAUAAACUACCAUUGGCUUUGAAUGUACAGUAAUACUUGUACUAUGUGCGACUGAAAGAACAAUGUUCUGAAUAUUUUAAAGCUAUUACUAAAAUACGGUCAGAUAGAUUGGGAUUUGGAAUACCGAAUACGUUUAAAAUUUUACUAACUGUGGUCUAAAUAAAUGAUAAAUGAGCAUGUAUUUAUUAAUUUCUUCGAAAUCACGAGUGUGCCAAUAGUGGAAGCCGUAUCGACGACGAAAUUGUCAGCAGUUAAUAUACAGUAAAUAGUACAACGUUUAAUGUACGAUAUAUAUUUAUCUAAAUGACAUGCCAGCGAGGAUCAACAAUAUAAUUAUUCAUACAUAUUUGGGUAUCUUUUGUGUGCCUUCGCUUGCUGACUUGCUCACUAAUGAGAAUAAUCCGUGAAGCCACGACGACCUCAAAAUGAACUAUACUAUAGUCUGAUGUCAAUCCGAAGACGAAGUUCAGAAUACUGUUAUAGUUUCGUAUAUUGGAUUUAAGCCAUAGAUUCAAGUAAUUUAUGAUAGACUUUUUUGCUGUGAUGCUUUGCUAUUGCUUUUGGUUUCCAUUUCUAGUUUUAUUUGUUCGAUAGUCCUAUAAUAUAUAAUAUUAAAAUGAACAAAGUUCAAAUUCUUCAAAACGCUGUUGUUGACAUUUGCUAUUUUUAGUAAUUUUGUCAACGAGUGUAAGCCAAUCAGAAGCCUGCAUUUCUAUACGAACGCCACUACCAAGAAAACCUAUAGUUCCGUGCAGGCCCUCUAUUCUUCGCGCCGCCCGCAACCCAGGGCCUGUUCGCAGGCUACAAUGUUAUAAGAUUUAAUUUUGUUUUAUAUUUUGAAAACGUUGUUGUAUAGUUUGAAAAUGAAGUCAAUAACCUUAGAGCGCUUAUCUCUAUUUGGCGGGAUAUAACCGAUUUGCUUUUUACAGACGUUAUAUUUUCUAAGUCGUUCGCUGGCUUUUACUUCGUGUUUAUAUAUAUUUUUUUAUUAAGUGCUGCUCUUCCUUUUCAUUAAAGGAAAUAAAACGUACGUUUGUUUGUGGUUUAUUCAGUUUAUUCAGUUUAUUCGGACUCUCAACAACAAUAUAUUUGAUAAAAGCCAUAUAGUAUAACCGUGGUACAACUGCAUGAAUAUGUCGAUACCGCUAUUACAUGUGGUGGCCAAAUUUUAUUUACCUGCCAAAAAGUAGCACUGAUUGAUUCAAUAAUCGCACAGGUGUGAUUAUCAGUUUUGUUACUUGUGGAACAUUAAAUAUAAGACACUGUUUAUUGUAACAUAAAUGUUUGUAUUUUAUGCUAUAUAGUUGGAUGCUUUACCAAAUGACCAAAUAGUCGAAACAGAUUUGAAAUGCUCCUUAGAACCAUACCUGUACGAGGCUGGACUGGAUCCAGAUGAGUUGCAUUCUGGCAGGAAGAUCGUCAUUGACGGACUCAUUAUGUACCAGGUCAUUGAUAAAAGGAGACUUGAAUUGGACGAAUUAGCUAAAGGUACAUUUUACAUAAUUUUUCUCGUGAAUGACAAUAUAAUAUUUACACAGUCUGGCAAUCCAAAAACUAAGUCGCCGUAUUGA